Molecule: messenger RNA, 1615 nt
Organism: Tribolium madens (black flour beetle)
Lineage: Eukaryota; Metazoa; Arthropoda; Insecta; Coleoptera; Tenebrionidae
Product: myrosinase 1-like
Exons: 4
Coding region: 101-1615 (504 amino acids)
Biological process (GO): carbohydrate metabolic process
Molecular function (GO): beta-glucosidase activity
Source: RefSeq, a predicted model, not a curated record
UCACGUUGAACUGUAAUACUUGCUCGUCAUUUAGGUACGCUAUAAUUAUAUUCAUCUGUAAAUAGUUCUCCUAAAUUUUGAAUUUUUACUCAAAUUCAAGAUGCAAACAAUUGUAUUUCUAAUGUAUACAAGUACUUUCGCCCUUGCAGACCUCCCUGACUACCGCUUUCCAGAUGAUUUUGUCUUUGGUGCCGCUAGUGCGUCCUAUCAAAUUGAAGGUGCAUGGAACGAAGACGGAAAAGGGGAAAACAUUUGGGAUAGAAGUCUUCACGAGCACCCAGACUGGGUGAUUGAUAAGUCCAAUGGGGACAUCGCUUGUGAUUCUUACCAUAAGUACAAAGAAGACGUUCAACUCCUCAAAAAUCUGGGAGUAAACUUUUACCGUUUUUCUAUAUCUUGGUCUAGAAUUCUUCCAACGGGGAAAACAGAUCAAAUUAACCAGGCAGGGAUUGAUUAUUACAACAGCUUGAUUAAUGAGUUGUUGGCUAAUGGGAUUGAACCUUACGCUACAAUGUUCCAUUGGGAUUUGCCCCAGCCGCUCCAAGAUGAGGGUGGAUGGCCUGAGAGGAAAACUGCUGAUUAUUUUAUUGAUUAUGCAAGAGUUUUGUUUGAGAAUUUUGGAGAUAGAGUUAAACGUUGGAUUACUUUUAAUGAAAUUAUACAGAUUUGUGAAGGCGGCUAUUCUGGAGGUAGUUUUGCUCCUUUUAUAAAAAAUCCUGGGAUUGGGGGUUAUGAAUGUACUCAUACGAUACUUCUGGCCCAUGGGAAAACUUACCGAUUGUACGAUAGUGACUUCAGAGGAAAACAGCAAGGUCAAAUCGGUAUUUCAAUAGAUUCCUUCUGGCACGAACCCGAUUAUCUUGACCGAGAAACUGACCAACAAGCUUCAGAAAUCGAUUUAGAGAUGAAUUUUGGAUGGUUUGUCAAUCCCUGUGUCAAGGGAAAUUACCCAGACGUGAUGAUCGAAAGGGUAAAAAAGAACAGCAUUUCUGAAGGAUAUAAUAGAUCGCGUCUGCCAGAAUUUAGCCCCGAAGAACAAGAAAUGAUGAAGGGAACUUACGAUUUCAUCGGUUUGAACCACUACAGUUCUGAUAAAGUUUAUCUAGCUGUUGAUGGUGCAGGGGACCAUCCGUCCCAUUGGGUAGACACAGGUGUUAUAAGAUACCAAGACUCCUCAUGGCCAGAUUCAGCCUGUAGUUGGUUUAAAGUCGUUCCUUGGGGUAUUAAUAAACUAUUAGUGUGGAUUAAAAACCAUUAUAACAAUCCACCAGUGUUCAUCACAGAGAAUGGGUUUUCCGAUUACGGUCAACACGAUGACUAUGUCAGAGCUAACUACUAUAAAGAUUAUCUCUAUGAAAUAUUAAAAGCUAUCCACGAACAAAAUUGUAACGUGAUUGGAUACACCGCGUGGAGUUUGAUGGACAAUUUUGAAUGGAUGUCUGGUUAUACACUAAGGUUCGGACUGCAUUAUGUAGACUUUGAUGAUCCAGAGAGACCAAGAACAAGGAAGUUAUCGUCAUAUGUAUAUAAUAAUAUUUUAACAACGAGACAUGUUGAUUGGGAUUAUUACCCUGACUGGCCACCAACUCAAGAUAAUACAAAACAAAUAAAUUAA